Juglans regia (Persian walnut) is the source of this 1023-nucleotide messenger RNA. RefSeq names its product vegetative cell wall protein gp1-like. The transcript has a single exon. Bases 1 to 1023 code for a protein of 340 amino acids. The record is from RefSeq and is a predicted model, not a curated record. NCBI's taxonomy places the organism in Eukaryota, Viridiplantae, Streptophyta, Magnoliopsida, Fagales, Juglandaceae.
AUGGCAAACCAGCCCCCCCGCCCUCGUCCAUUGUUCCGUUUACCUACAAUAGCUCAAGAAGCUACCCCAGUCCCAGCCCCUGCCCCUCCUGCGGAGCCACGCCCACCUGUGGCUCGGCCUAGAAUAAGGCCAUUAAUACCUUCCAUUGCAGCAACAGUUCCUGUUGCCACCACUGCAUCAAUUCCAUCAUCUCCAACUCCAAGAGCUUCUUCCUCUUCUUCCGAAGUGCCAAUUGUUGCAUUCUCGUCAUCAGUGCAAACAUCACCUAGUGCCAAAAGUUUAGGUUCUUCCUCUUCAGAUGCAACUUCUCCAGCACCUAAAGCAGCGCCAUCCCCCUCUUCAGCUCCAACUUCAUCAAUUUCUAAAGCAGCACCACCACAAACUUCCUCCACUACCAAUACUGCAACCUCUAUCCCCGCAACCCGUGUGCCUAGCCCUGUCCCACCUCCCAAAACAAUUGAGCCUACCGUUCAAACCUCACCUCAAUCACCUAAUCCCAAGUCUUCGGCUUUGCCAUCACCUGUUUUAACCCUUUUGCCUUCCCAACUGAAGUCGCAGACUGAACUUGAGCAGAAGAUCCCAAUGGAGGUCCAGGAGAAGACCGUCGUGUUUCAAAAGACCAUUGGAGGGGAAGAAGUGUCGAAUGAAAAUGAAACCAAGGAGAAGGGGAAAAGUAGUGGCAAAACUAUUUUGGAUUCAAUGGAGGCGGGUAUGAGGGUUAUAUCAAUUGCUGGCGAGAAUAAAGGUGCCUUCAUGAAACUAAUCCAAUCCGCAACGAAACAUGAAGUUGCUCACAAGAAUAAAAAUCCUAAAACAAAAAGCCAUGUCAGUGACUCGAAAAGUGAUAGCAACAAGGAGGGGAAUCCGAAGAAGAACAAGAGUCACAAAGGAAAGGUGACAAGUUCGCAGCCCAUGAGUGCGUUCGUGAACAAUAAUGUGCAGGGCAUUAACAGCUCCAUCCUCUACAAUUGUUCAUGCACUCACCAUGAUCCUGGGGUGCACCUUGCUCUCUCUAGGAACUAG